AUGGCCGAGGUCGAAACCCCGGCAAUGGAUGAAUCCUUUGCUGCUUCCGAAGUAGCAGACGACCAUGCACACGGCUCAACGGCCAGCGCGACGGUCGGUACAAGACGCCAGGCAAAUGGUACGAUUGGUUCCGUCUACUCUGGAAACAAGAUUCGACAUUUGAAAAAGGAGGAUGGUAUCCCCCUCUGGCGAAAAGAUAUCCAAUACCAAUUCCUCAAACUCGUCUUCGAAGACAAGACCCCCGUCUUCACGCGAUACCCCGACGGAGAGAAGAAGAUGGACUUUGCCGACAUCUACAUCGACGCGAUGGCGAGGAGCAGCAAGACAAGUAAGAUCUUGAAGGACAAACUACAAAAUGAUAAGCCCGCGGCUAUCAGCAUGGCGAUGGUGUGCCUGCUGGUGAAUUUUGGUCGCAUGAACACAACUCUUAACUUUUUCCCCGAAAUGCGUGCUCAAUUACGAACCUACCACUCCAUCCCUUCCCUCCAGGCUCACCAGGACUCCAAUGCCUAUAAGCAACUGCAGGAUGCUCCGCGUUUAAAAUCCAUCCUUAAGGGCGCCUCCGAGGAUGUCGAUCAGCCAAACACUUUGGAAAAGAUCAAGCAGCUGAAUGGGCCCCGAACGAACCCUGUCAACCUUAUCUUUGUCCUGGCACAAUAUGCCCCUAAAGUCUCGGAAACGCAUUUCUUCCCUCCGCGCGAUUUCUUCGAUUUGGUCAUGCGAUCCACACUGAGUAGCGAAAGCCGUGCUAGGGCUUUCCUGUGGUUGAUGUGGUGGUAUCUGGAGAGCGAUUUCAGCCGUGAAGCCGCUUUGAACAAUCCGUUUGGUCCCGGUCUAGAAGGAGACGGUGCUGACGGCUUGCCUCUGAAGGUUCCCGCUUUCGAGAGCUUAACAGAGGAGCAGGCGAAUGAGGAAAACAUUGACACUCCAGAGGAACUGGAGUAUGGGGAAUCUAAAAGGCUCGAACGAAAGCGUAUUUUGGAGGAUGAAGAACCACUUCCCCGAGUACCAAAACGUCAGAAGAAGGAUUUCGGUCUGGAUGAAGACUCUUUUGCGGGAGACUACUCUGGUUUAGGAGGUCGAGGCUCUGCCAUGUCUACACCUCUCCAUCCUUCUGCGAAGCGCAGUCUGGAUGACGAGGAUGAUGAGUUGACCCCCGGAAACUCCUCUCGGCCACGCAACAAGCAGGCAAAGCGGGAAUCAUCUCUCAACCGAGCUGUCGGCCAGCAACGACUAAUUUUGAAGACAAGAAUGGAUCACACCCCUGAUGCUUCGCCUGCUCCUCCGGGUUCUAACCAUCCGGUAUUGAACCGUUUCAUUGCCGAGCCUUCACUUUCACAGGCUCCAGGCCGUCGGCCACGUCCCCUUACACAGCACCAAAUUGCGGUUGAGCAAAACCGUCGUCAACGCAUUGAAUAUCUAUUGGCUAAGCGGAGGGCUACCUCAUACCGCAUGCUUCGUUCUAAGCGCAAUGCCGAAACCCCUUUUGUCCGAUACGGACGCCUGGUGCAGGGGCUACCGGAGGGUUACGACACCGAAGAUGAAGAGACCUCCUGGGGCAAAGGUGGUCUUCUUCCCAAUCCCAAUGAAGAAGACGACUACGGCGAGUGCGCUAGUUUCUUCCUCUCCGUGGUUCGAAAAGCAGCUCGGCGACUUGAUCGUUGGGACUACGAGGAUGCCAACGGUCCGAGGAAAGACCGCCUGAAAGAGCGCGAGGAGCGGCAGAUAGCUAAAGCUGCCAUGGAGGCAGAUGUCCGAGCUGCAAGCAACCGAGCUCGCGCACGCCCUGCGCGUGGUGGUGCUGCUUCCAAGCGAAAGUCUACUGGAACUGGGGCCGCGCCCGGAACAGGCAAAAAGACGGCCACAGGACGCUUGAAGGGUGGUCGCAGCCGCCCCUCUGGCGUGGCUGGUGCUGCCUCCGCUGCGGACACGCCGUCUUGGUACCCCGACAACGGAGAGGUGGAAGGAGAGUUGGAUGAUUUGGACCGUGAACUUCUAGGUGAGGGUUCUGCCGAUGAAGACGGUGCCCCUCGUGCUGGAGACGAUGGCGAUUCUUCUGAUGAAUCUGCAGAUGAUGAUGGGGACGAGGAUGAGAACCUGUCCACCUAUGACGGGCCUAACGGCUACGCACGCCACGAGAGUUCGUCCCCUGUGCCGUCAGGGGCAGCUGAACGACGCGAAGACGGAGACGAGGCGAUGGAGGAAUAA
This is a messenger RNA of Penicillium waksmanii, 2208 nucleotides long. RefSeq lists its product as uncharacterized. Gene Ontology annotation, cellular component: Ino80 complex. The transcript is spliced from 3 exons. Bases 1 to 2208 code for a protein of 735 amino acids. NCBI's taxonomy places the organism in Eukaryota, Fungi, Ascomycota, Eurotiomycetes, Eurotiales, Aspergillaceae. The record is from RefSeq and is a predicted model, not a curated record.